AUGUAGGUCCAGUUCUGAUCCAGCUGCUCUAGAAACUGGGUGACCGCUCGCUGCCACACUCACGCCACGCCCUGUAGUAUAUCUCUAUCCCUCUACUGCAACAGCUCUCACAAUACUCCAGCCAUAAUGCAGGUGGUUCUAGUGCUGGUGACGGUGGUGGCUGCAGCUUCGGCAAGGAUGGCUGGGAUAGUGGCUGGAGGCUUCAGUAUACAGCCAGGCUUCUCGUGUGAGGGACGUGAGUAUGGUUAUUACGCCGACGUGGAGAACGACUGUAAGGCGUAUCACAUAUGCCAGCCAUUCCUCAAUGACGUUGAUCAGCUUAUGGAGUUAGCACACUUCACGUUUAUGUGUGGCCAAGACACUAUCUUCAACCAGGAACAACUAGACUGUUCUCAGCCCAACAUAGCCUUCCCCUGUGCUGAAGCCGCCUCCAUCUACGACUCCUCAAACCUACAACUCCGUAUCGAACCGGAGCCAAAGGAAAAACCUGUGGUAGUGUAGUGGUGUUCAAUCCUAUCUUGAUCCUACUUCCUGUGAGAUUAACUGUGUUUAUUGUUUAACUUAUUGAACUUCACUCGGGUUCCUGUCUUGGGUUUUAUCGAAGCUGAUGCUCUUUUGUUUUUGUUUGUUUUGAGUCUUUAUUUAUAUUGAUCUUUGUCACGCUAAAGAUCUCUCUAUAUUAGAUCAAUUAAUGACCAGAUUACAGGAAAAUUCAUCACCUAACUCAAUAAAUUCUCAGAAAGUUUAGUAUUAAUUCUUCCUUAAAUAGGUUUCUUGAUACAAAUAAACCCUUCCUAAGACUUUAAUAUUGUAUCGUAUAUCCUCGUGUAAUCUUGUCCCCAACACCACAAGUAACUCCCCACUCGUCUACUAGCUAAGGAUGCUGACAGUCACUUGUUAACACCUGCAGUCCUACACCCUAUAAAUCAUUAGACUCUUAAAUAAAUAAUUACACAUACGUUUCCUUAGUACACCAGAAGAGUCGAUUUAAGGGGGAAAAUAGGGGUAAUAAUUCUCUUAUCGUCAUUAUUAUGGUUAGGUUAUGUUUCUUAAUAAAAGCUUUGCAUAACU
Molecule: messenger RNA, 1071 nt
Organism: Homarus americanus (American lobster)
Lineage: Eukaryota; Metazoa; Arthropoda; Malacostraca; Decapoda; Nephropidae
Product: U-scoloptoxin(01)-Cw1a-like
Exons: 3
Coding region: 127-501 (124 amino acids)
Cellular component (GO): extracellular region
Molecular function (GO): chitin binding
Source: RefSeq, a predicted model, not a curated record